AACGUUUGAGAGUCUCUGAAUAAAACAGCACUUGGGCCGGCACUCAGGGAGACAGCGGGACAGAGUUCUCCGUGCAGGAGGAGGGCUCGGGGCAGAGUACGGAGUCCCCAGGCCUGGCUCUCAGGGUCUCAGCCCAGGUCCCUGCCAGUAGACGCUUGGUUUUGGGAAGUCCCCUUCUCUCUCACAACCCACGUCAAGUCCUACUUCAUGGAUACUCAUGACUCUUCCCCAGUUCUCACUCCCAUUGGGUGUAGGAACACCAGAGCAGCCAAUCAGCGUCACCGUGGUUUCGGGUUUGAAGUCCUCACAGACAACCAGAACUCAUUCUUCCCAGACGUUCAUGGUCUCGAUCAUGAGGCUCAGACUGCUGCUCCUGCUGCUCUCGGGGGCCUUGGCGCUGACCGAGACCUGGGCCGGCCCUCACACCAUGAGUAUUCUCAACAUCACCACGUCCGGACCGGGCCGCGGGAAGAACCGGUACAUCGGCGUCAUCUACGUGGACGACACCGAGGUCCAGGGGUUCGACACCGACGCCCCCAACCCGAGGCUGGAGCCGCGGGUGCCGUGGAUGAAGGACCCGUGGGUGGAGCAGGAGAUGCCGGGGUAUUGGAAAGAGCGGACGGGCGUUUGCACGCACUACGCACAGAUUAGUGAAGGGAAACUGAACACCGUGCGCGGCCACUUCAACCAGAGCGAGGACGUGUCCCACACCUUCCAGGAAACGUGUGGCUGCACCGUGGGGUCCGAUGGGCGCUUUCUCGGCGGGUACAGUCGGUUCCUCUACGACGGCACCGAAUACAUCUCCCUGAACGAGGACCUGCGCUCCUGGACCGCGGAGGACACAGCAACCCAGGUCACCUGGCGUGAGGUGGUGCAGGUCCCUGAUGCAGAGAGCAGAAGGGCUUACCUGGAGGGCGAGUGCGUGCACCAGCUCCACCUGUACCUGGAGAAGGGGAAGGAGACCUUGCUCCGAGCAGACCCUCCAAAGACACAAGUGACCCACCACCCCAUCUCUGACCAUGAGGUCACCCUGAAGUGCUGGGCCCUGGGCUUCUACCCUGUGGACAUCACCCUGACCUGGCAGCGUGAAGGGGAGGACCUGACCCAGGACAUGGAGCUUGUGGAGACCAGGCCUGCGGGGGAUGGGACCUUCCAGAAGUGGGCAGCUGUGGCCGUGCCCCCUGGAGAGGAGCAGAGAUACACAUGCCAUGUGCAGCACCAGGGGCUGCCUGAGCCCCUGACCCUGAGAUGGGAGCCCCCUCCUCAGACCACCAUCACCAUCAUUGUGAGCAUUGCUGCUGCCCUGGGUCUCCUUGGAGCUGUGGUCACUGGAGCUGUUCUGUGGAGGAGGAAGUGCUCAGGUGGGCAAGGGGUGGGGCUGAGUUUCCUGUCCCCCUGGGGGUCAAGCCCAGGUGGAAGUGUGCUCUGCCAUGUUAAUGGACAUUGUAGCCCCACACGGGUGCUUGUCCAUCUGGGGCCUAUUUCCUAACACUGACUCUUUAGUGAGGCCCCUGGGAAAGUGAGGGACACAUUUAUCACCUUAUGGUUCUAGUGAUGGGGACUGAUUCCCAGGUGUCACAGGUCAGAAGGAAGGUCACUGUUCAGGACAGAUGUCCAGAAGGCCAGUUGGUACAGUCCCCACACAUGUACUGUCCCUGUAUUU
This is a messenger RNA of Phyllostomus discolor (pale spear-nosed bat), 1663 nucleotides long. RefSeq names its product patr class I histocompatibility antigen, A-2 alpha chain-like. Gene Ontology annotation, biological process: positive regulation of T cell mediated cytotoxicity; antigen processing and presentation of endogenous peptide antigen via MHC class Ib; antigen processing and presentation of endogenous peptide antigen via MHC class I via ER pathway, TAP-independent. NCBI's taxonomy places the organism in Eukaryota, Metazoa, Chordata, Mammalia, Chiroptera, Phyllostomidae. The transcript is spliced from 5 exons. Bases 218 to 1489 code for a protein of 423 amino acids. The record is from RefSeq and is a predicted model, not a curated record. Gene Ontology annotation, cellular component: external side of plasma membrane. Gene Ontology annotation, molecular function: peptide antigen binding; signaling receptor binding.